Molecule: messenger RNA, 2082 nt
Organism: Clonostachys solani
Lineage: Eukaryota; Fungi; Ascomycota; Sordariomycetes; Hypocreales; Bionectriaceae
Source: the annotation of a GenBank genome assembly
AUGGCGGCGAGACCGGUGCAUCAAUUUCUGCGACACCAUCUUCGAGUUCAGGAUGCGCCAGUCAUCUACAGUGAGCUGAACAGCUCGGCUGGAGAGGUGCGCGUACUGAAGCUCUCACCAGCGGACAAUUUUGGUGCGCCUAUCAAUUGCAACCUCGUCCACAUCCAGCUCCAAAGCGACCCAAUUGAAGAAUAUGAAGCCUUGUCGUAUGUAUGGGACGAGCCGCUAUUCAUCCACUCUAUUACGCUUAACGGCACGCCUCACCGAAUCACCAAAAACCUCGAGCUGGCAUUGCGCUAUCUCCGAUCAGCCAGAAAGGAACGCACACUGUGGGUUGAUGCGCUCUGCAUUAAUCAGAGGGACCUCUCGGAACGCAGCAAGCAGGCGCACCUCAUCAAGAAGAUUUACUCGCGCUCAAAAGUCGUUCUCGCUUGGCUGCCGACCUUGGACUCCGUCGCCACCAAUGACGACCUCGCUUGGUCUUCAGGUAAUCAUUUGAUCGUCAAAGAAUCCAAGUCCGACGUCAGGAUCAUGGGCGAAGCUAUGGAAUUGACGAGAAGGAUUUGCCUACACGACUAUGGGACCCUUGUUGGAAUGCAUGCCACUUUCCUCCGCGCUAGCGAAGAGUUUGAUGCUCAUGCGUCCCGUCGUGCAAGGGAGCCCGAGCCUGCGCAUGCAGAAUCUCGAUAUUUACCAAUUGGUGCCCCAUUUCUCCUCAACAGAGAGCAGUCGGAGCUCAUGCGCCGUCUAUUCAUCAAGCCUUCUUUUUGGAGACGCCUUUGGAUCAUGCAAGAAAUGGUAGUUGGCCAUCGGCUCGUGCUGGUUGCCGGAUAUCACGAGCUGAGCUGGCGUUUCAUCAAUCUCUUCCUCAAGGAUGUUUACUACUCAAACGCCUUUUACGCUUCCCCCGACGACGGUUACCUAACCAAACUGCUCAACUAUGUUUUUGCCACACCGCUAAAGAUUGAGCACUACCGCCAGAUCCAAGAGAGGUUGCCACGGCGGAAGGGCAAGCAACCGACUCUCCUAGACGUGCUUACGCGUUUCGCGGAAAGCAAGGCAUCAGACCCCAGGGACUACGUCCACGGUGUUCUCGGCCUGGUGAAUGAUAAGCUCCGCAUUCACGCGAACUAUUACGACUCGGCGGCAAGCUUGUUCACAGAGACCGCGCUUGCCAUCAUCAACAGCACAAACACUCUGGAUCUCAUUUGCCAGACAGCCUGGAGAUCGCGCCAUGACCCGGACGGAGCUCUGUUCGGUCCGGUGGCGUCUCAUCGCACUGGUGGCUUGCCCAAUUGGGUGCCCGAUUUCGCCAACAGCCUGGGGUACGAAAACCAUGAGGCGCUGCUCUUCGGCCGAAAUGAUAUAUUCGCGGCUUCAGAACCCAGCGAACACCCUUUUCAAAUUUUUCAUCUCAAAUACCUGGGAGUGAUGGCCACCAUCAUCGGCACAAUCUCUCGAGACGUCCUGAAGGAUAAGAACGACAUCAUGGGCAAAGGUUUAUGCUCCCAGGAAACCUAUCCCCGCGACGCCGCCAUGAAAUCCUGGAACGCUGAGUUGCGCCAAUGGCUCACGAUCGCUGGCCUCGACCUGGCGAAGCUCGAGCGCAGGGAGUUGUAUGUGCCGACGGGUGAGACCUUGGUCCGAGCCCUUUGGCGAACGCUGAUGACGGACUGUGUGGCGUAUCCCAUCAGGCGAACCGGUAAGGACAAGAGGCCGACAAUGGAUCGCAUCUUCAACGGAAUCUUGAGCGGCAACGAUUCUGUCAACCCGGAGAUGGGCUUCUGGUCCGAGAUCGAGCCCCCGAACCACGAGAUGAUCCGACGCAACAGCAGGCACUGGACUUUCGACGUCACCAAGAACGGAUUAUUCACCAUGAUGCAACAUGCUCAGCCGGGAGACGUCAUUGCAUGUGUGAGGGGAGCGAGAGUCCCGCUUAUACUACGCCCAAGGGGCAAACUUGACAAGCGAGACGUAUACACUUACGUGGGGACCGCCUAUGUCCAUGGGUUCAUGGAUGGCGAAGCUCAGAAGAGGGUGGAAGCACGUCGGCUCAAAGAGAAGGGAGUGCUCCUCAAUUAG